Messenger RNA from Cinara cedri, 336 nucleotides. The record is from the annotation of a GenBank genome assembly. Lineage: Eukaryota; Metazoa; Arthropoda; Insecta; Hemiptera; Aphididae.
AUGAGCAUCCGGAUGAUUGCCGAGGCUGUAAACGCCGAUAAAGAAACGGUUAGAAAAAUUUUACAUGAGGAAUUACAUAUGACAAAAGUCUGUGCGAAGUUGGUGCCAAAAAACCUGACUCCUGACCAAAAGUUCUUGCGUCAACAGGUCUGCUCAGAUUUCCUUGAAAAGUUAAAAAAAGAUCCCGGUCUGAUGAAAAACAUUAUAACUUGCGACGAAACAUGGAUUUUUCCAUACGAUGUCGAAACGAAGCGACAAUCGAUGCAUUGGAAGACACCUGAAUCGCCCAGAAUCAAAAAACAAGGAUGUCCAAAUCAAAAUUUAAGGCAAUGUUGA